Messenger RNA from Phycomyces blakesleeanus NRRL 1555(-), 1688 nucleotides. RefSeq lists its product as hypothetical. The record is from RefSeq and is a predicted model, not a curated record. Lineage: Eukaryota; Fungi; Mucoromycota; Mucoromycetes; Mucorales; Phycomycetaceae. The transcript has 3 exons. Gene Ontology annotation, molecular function: oxidoreductase activity. The coding region runs from base 38 to 1423 and encodes 461 amino acids.
AAUUUCUUUAAAGCACCUUAGUUUUUUUUUUCUUACCAUGCACACUGUAUCUUAUCCACCGUCUUCUACUUACAAUGCUCCAAGAGAUGUCAGUCUUGGUCCACCAGACAUCAGAUCAUUACUACUCACAGUGGUCAAUACAACACACGACCUCUACAGCAUGGAGUGUCGUGAUCGACCAAAUGUACUUGCCCGUCUAUUAGUCAGUCUUUAUGAACUAGGUGCCGAUAAAGAACGUUUGAGCAAGGCCUAUCUGACCGAAAUAGCUGAUUUGGAAUUACUUCGAUCGUCGGUGUCACCAACUAUCACAAAGACUAAUUGGCAAGAUCAUCUCGGAAAGCAAAACUGUUAUCGUGCAUAUCUCGACUUCUUUGACAAACAAGUCACUCUUAACGGUCUCGAAACAGUUCUCGAAACAUAUUUCUACACCAGUGUAUUACAUCAGUCCAUUGGAUCUCAGCUUCAGCCUCUAGUUCAUAUCGCAUUUGGCUUAGAGCAAAAUCUGUCCCCUGUAGUUGUUCAAGGCCUUGCUUAUUUGGCAAGCACCUUUUGGGAUGUUGGUGAUUUCCUCGACGCAGCCGAAACAGCAGCAGCAGCAGAAGCAGCAGAAGCAGAAGCAGAAAAGAUUAAGGCAGCAGGUGUUGCUGCACGUUCACCUCAACAAGAACGCCCAUUGGACCCAGAAGGACUCCUGUUGGACCUAGUCCUGUCCGACCAGAGAUUCGAUGGCAAGAUUGAAGGCACAAACACGUUUGGAUCGGCUGUACGACUGUUGUUGAAAAGCAAGAGUGAUCUACUGGGAACUUAUGUGACGGAAUGGGCAACCGCUGGACAGCAACUGAAGGCUGAAGAUUGUUCUACUGAUGAUGACAACGAUAAUAAAGGCAAUAAUGGCUCGGGAUCGGGAAAACGCUUGAGUAGCCUGACUCGAUUGGCAGUCCGCCUCAUGGCGACCAGUGCACGAAACACAAGCGGAACGAUUGAGAUGGACGGAUUUCUUGGGGGGCAGCUUCUUGAAUCUGCUCUGGCGAUCCAAACCCUGGCCAACCACCGAUUGGGCGCACAGGACCAUUCAUUAUUCUUCAAUCGUUUAAUUAACCUCCAGUUCCUGGCCAUGUUGUGCACAUAUAUUGUCCAGGGAAGACCUCGGAUUAGCAACAUCAUCAAUACCAUAAACAGCAGCGGUAGUCUUGUCUCUGAUCGUCAGUUGUCGUUGUCAUCGUUGCUAGGAUGGAAGGAGUGCAUGAACAUUGUUGUCCAAUCAGACGAUUCAAAGGCAAUCCUGGCCAUUCGAUCCCUAGCCACGGCCCGUGACAGAUUGGGUCACGACUCCAAGUGUCUCGAAACUGCCAAUCUUAUUGCCAAAUUUGUCCAACAAGGCUCAGGAUGUAGAUGGAUUAAGGGAGGCACUGGUUGGGUAUAAUUAUUGCUCUUAUUUGAUUUUGAUUUUGCUUUUUGCUUUUUUACUCUUAUUCGCUUUGUACAUACACGCAUUACUUUCUCUCUCUCUCUCUCUCUCUCUCUUUUCAUCUACCCAUAUCGCUCCUGUUCCUGUUCUUGUUCUUGUUCUUGUUCUUGUUCUUGUUCUUGCCAUCAUUCUCAUUAUUGUUCUCUCUUUUCAUUACAUCUGUCUACCUCUUUUUUUUUUCUUCUAAAAAAAACAAAAUAAAUACAAUACAAUACAAUAC